This is a messenger RNA of Syngnathus typhle (broad-nosed pipefish), 3420 nucleotides long. RefSeq names its product PDZ domain-containing protein 7-like. Gene Ontology annotation, biological process: sensory perception of sound; auditory receptor cell stereocilium organization. NCBI's taxonomy places the organism in Eukaryota, Metazoa, Chordata, Actinopteri, Syngnathiformes, Syngnathidae. The transcript has 15 exons. Gene Ontology annotation, molecular function: protein binding. The record is from RefSeq and is a predicted model, not a curated record. The coding region runs from base 104 to 2572 and encodes 822 amino acids. Gene Ontology annotation, cellular component: plasma membrane; cilium; stereocilium tip.
CCCAAAGGCACAGUCCCAAAAAGUGGACUUUCUCCUUUAAAUGACUUUCUAUUAUCCUUUGAAAAGUCUGGAUGACUGAGCGAAGGCUUGUAGCAUUUAAACCAUGGCUCACUCCCAGAGGGAGAUGACAAAUGGGGGUGGGCACCCUCACGUCCACAACGGAGGACAAGCCGGGGGGUCCCACAGCUACAUGCUGAAGAGGCAACAAAAACAAGGACGCAGACGGAGGUCUUCCUCACCCAUGGGCCGAGUCAUCCUCAUCAACGCUCCUGUACAGGGAGGAGAUGACAGUGAAGACAUCCACACGGUGACAGUGGACAAGACUUUGGAUGGACGUCUGGGUUUCAGCGUCAGAGGCGGGUCUGAACAUGGACUGGGGAUUUUUGUUAGUAAGGUGGAUGACCACAGCUCAGCAGCUCGAGCCGGCCUGGCCGUGGGGGACAAACUUGUGGAGGUGAACGGCGUAAGUCUGGAGAGUAUCACCAUGAGUAGUGCCGUGAAGGUCCUGACUGGAAACAGCCGUUUGAGGAUGGUAGUGCGACGCGUGGGAAAGAUUCCCGGCAUACGCUACUCCAAGGAGAAGACCACGUGGGUGGACCUGAUUCACAGGAGGAUGGUGGUGGAGGAGGGCGGACGCACGCCGUCAGAGGCCAGCUCGGACAGCGCCCUCCGCAGGAUAGUGCAUCUCUUCACCACGUCAGAUGAUUACUGCCUGGGCUUCAACAUCCGAGGAGGACGAGAGUUUGGACUGGGAAUUUACGUCUCAAAGUUGGACCCGGGUGGGCUGGCGGAGGAACACGGUAUCAAAAUGGGGGAUCAGAUCCUGGCAGCCAAUGGGGUCAGCUUUGAUGACAUCACACACAGCAACGCCGUGGAGGUCCUGAAGAGUCACACGCAUGUCAUGUUAACAAUUAGGGAAGCUGGAAGAUAUCCUGCAUAUAAGGAGAUGGUGGCAGAGUACGGUUGGCUGGACAAACUUUCCAACGGGUCGGCGUUGGCGUCAGGGUCCUCCCAAGGCUACGACUCGCACUCGUCCGUCUCGUCGUCCCCCGUGAGCUCCCUCAGUGGUCUCUCCCAGCUCCUCUUCCCUCCUCCUGUCUUUGGCUCCAACAUGGUGGACGUGUCCAUCUCCAUGGAGAACCGGCCCACUGCCAUCGCCACCGCUGACACGGCCAUACAGACGGAGGCAUCCUCCUCCCCCAACCGGACAAUCGGCGCCACGCUGCUCCUGAAGGACACCGUCAUACGUGGGGAGGGAGAGGUGGGCGUCUAUGAGAGAGAACGGCACCAAGGUCCCAAGACCAAGGUCCUCAUGGCCCUCAGUAGGCCUCGCAAGCCCAUUAGACGCUCCCAGAGUCACAUCACCCUGUCAGGUGAUAAGCAGAAGAAAAAAGUCGAAAAAAAGACACACAGCUCAGACGACAAGCAAGCCAAACUGCAGCGUUCCAAAACUUUCCUCAACCUCUUUUUCAAGAAAGAUCGCAAAGAGAGGAGCCCAUCCAAAGGUCAGAUCAAGUCAUGCCACAUGACAGAUUUGAAAAAGCAGGCGUCCCUGCGGCACGUGGAGGAGAUGUCCAACAAGCUGCUCAGCCCGGACGAGGUGGCCGCCGUCAUGAGACACUGUCAGCGGUUUCUGUCCGAGAAGAUUCUGGAGGAUUUGGUGCGCCCCCUGCUGGCCAUCUUGGACCGGCCUGAGAAGAUACUGCUUCUUCGAGAUAUAAGGAUGCUGAUUCCCCCGAGCGAGUUGGGUCGUUUUGACAGCAUGGUGAUACCUUUUGAGGUCCAGGCCUACAAUCUUCUCAAGAAUCCAUCAGUACCUUCUCCAGUUCUACGUUCCCCUCGUGGUGGAACCCCUCGACGCCACCUCGUAACGCCAGUCCCAGACUUUCGUGGCGGCUUCCUUCUCCAGCCUGUACAGAACGUGCCACGGGCCGCUCACGCGAUUGACAGCAUGGAGGGACUGACUUUGUCUCCGUCACAGGUGUUCACCCCCCUGCUGGACGUACCUGUCGACACUUUCACCUCCUCUUCCUCUUCCUCCUCCUCCUCCUCGUCCUUCAACUGCAUUAGAGGAGGCGAACGAGGAAGGUCCCCCGUCAGGAGGACGAGGAGGGAGGCGAGUCCAGACUCCACUUUGAGCGGUCGCCCGCAGGACUUUGCUGAAGUCAGCAUACGUGUUUCCUCGCCACGACGGACCAGGACGCCCCUGAAGGAUAUUUUCUCAAGCCCCCCCGCGGUCACGCCUAAUGGACACUCCCAGACGCCAGCAGACUACCACAUCUCCACUCUGACCAUCUCCAAAGCCAAACCGUCGCUAGGUAUUAGCGUGUCUGGAGGCGUCGAGUCGAGAAUUCAGCCCGUCAUCAAGAUUGAGAGCGUCUUCCCUGGAGGAGCCGCUUCAAUGAAUCCCGCUCUGAAGGCCGGCUACGAACUGCUGAGCGUGGAUGACGAGAGUCUGCAAGGCGUAACUCACCAACACGCCGUCGACACCAUCCGCCGCUCGUUCAGUAACAAGGGCAAAGAGCCCAUGGUACUGGUGGUCAAGGUCCCGAAGGAGACGCCUGCCCGCUAAUAUUGAAUGGCGCAGAAAGUGACUGUGUCAUUCGUGAAGUUAGCAUCCGGCAACAGGAGAUAAUCCCAAACUGCCCCAUGAGAUUUUUGGCCAGAUUAGCGCUCAUGUCUAAAACCAUGAUUGCAAAAUGGCUGCUCAGUAUUUCAGCGCAGGAUUUUUGUCUGGCACAAAUGCUGCCUGUUCCGGAACAAUCAGCCACUUUGGACCUUUACUUACACAUGAGAAGGAUUUGGGGAGGAAAAAAAAAAACAGGCAGGCCAUGACACAAUUGAAUAAUUCAAUGUAUUUUUUUACUUUAUUUAGGAGAAAUGCUACCAGGCUAGCAAAUAUUUUUAGAAUUGAUUGUUCUGACAAGUUUCUCUUUACUGAAAAAAGCCACACAUUUAUACAAGAAAUGUACACAUUUACAUGAACGACGUCUACUUUAUGAAUCAAGUGUGACGUAACAUAAGCUAACGUAAAAAAGGGUAACAAAAAAAAAGCCACAACAAAAACAAACAAACGAGUUAGGUUGCUUUGGUCUAUAGUCACAGUGGCUAAUAUGUGUUAUACUUUCAACUUUUUUUUACAUAUUUACACUCAAAAGCAGAAGUAACAGUCGAGAAUUGGGCUAUACUCGAUAUUUUUAUGAAAAAAUAUGAACAAAAUAUUAGAAUUAUUUGUAGGUUAAUUUUUGGGGGGGUUCUCUCAGACAUUUAGUUUUUAGCCUUUGCAGUCUACUGCAUAUAUUUCUAAUAUAGACAUUCAUAUAGAUAGAAUUGGCACUGACAACGGUGCUACAAGAAGAAAAAAAAUAUUAGUCGGUGCUUUAUUCAUAUAUGUAUAUAAAAAUAUACAACCCUUCCUGA